AUGUCUGUGCGUUCAGUGGAUUUACGAGAACCCAGGAAGCACACAUUCUGCCUAUUUCUCUUCAAUAUUAUCACCGCUGCACAAGCUGUCUUCGUGCAAUCAUCAGGAAUUUUUAGCGAACAGGAAUGCUUAUUCGACUCUACAUUGCACUCCAAAUGGAAAGCAUGCAGUUGCGAAAACAUUGAUGGUGAGGGUAACAUCCACGUGAGAUGUCGCCGUCAACCAUGGACAACCAUACCAACCAUUCCACAUGAUAACAGAUCAAUUUUCUCUCACAAUGAUACAGUUUACAACAUUGUUGCAUUAACGGUUAUGCACAGUAGUGUGGCGUUUAUCAAUCAGGAUGCAUUCAAGCACCACAAUAUCCAAAUUCUCGAUCUCACCAAUAAUCACAUCGAAACAAUCAACGUUAACGCGUUUCGUGGUCUCGAGAACAAACUUUAUCAACUAACAUUAAAUCAGAAUAGUCUCACGUUAAUACCAUCCUGGGCCAUGACGUACUUGUAUCAGCUGCGGUACUUGCACUUGGCUCACAAUAUGAUACCCGUGAUUAAAUCGAAUACAUUUGAUGAAACUCAACUCAAAAAUCUUCAUUACUUGCAUCUCGAUUAUAAUCAGAUAAGUAUGUUACCAAAAAAAUCACUUUUGCGACUUCCACUGCAAGUGUUAACACUUUCAAACAAUCGGAUCAUUGAAAUUGAAAAACUAGCACUACCAACGACAGUUUGGUUCUUGGAUUUGAAAAAUAAUCUCAUCCCCGAGAUACCGUACCUCGCGUUACGAGAGUUGAAACAAUUACGCACUUUAGACCUGGAGAGUAACAAUAUCACUGAAAUUACUAACAAUCCUGAAGUAAAAUUUACUUCGGAAAUCGAUUUGAAACUAAGUAAUAAUCGAAUCAGACAUAUUAAAGAUAACGCUUUCGAUAGCUUCCAGAAGUUUGGUCGACUAGAUUUAAGCUAUAAUCAGAUUUCAACAAUCUCCGGAGCUGCCUUCAAUUCAAUCAGUCAAAUGCGACAAAUAGACUUAAGCUACAAUAGAUUAGUACAUAUACCAGCAGGUACAUUCAAAAACAUGGCCAAAUCGUUGAAAUGGAUGAAUUUGGAAGAGAAUCAAUUACAUCAGCUACCAAAUGCAUUGCAGCCGUUACGGACAUUGGAAAUUUUAAAUAUGAAUGGCAAUAAGCUAAUUGUACUGAAUAAUAAUACGAUCAACAGCCUGAAACCAGUUUUAACAGAGCUUCUCCUAGCAUUUAAUCGGUUGACUGAGAUACCAACCCAAGCAUUGAAUGGAAUGAGUCGAUUACGGCAUCUCGAUCUGUCGAAAAAUAGGAUUCGGUACGUGCAACGCUUGGCUUUCGGGAAAUUUGAUGGUACCGGGACAAGUUUACUAAAGUUGAAUCUGGCUGGAAAUUUAAUCGAAAAUAUUACUGAUCCUGGUGCUUUUCUCUACAUGAGUUCACUAGCAUAUCUCGAUUUAUCACACAACCGCAUCAGCUACCUUAAUGAUAACGCCUUUGAACGACUCGAAGGUCUCGAAUCCCUCCUUCUACAGAGCAACCGACUCAGUCAUUUUCCUAUUACUGCCCUUGGUAAUAUGAAACGGCUCCACUAUCUUCUUUUGGAUGAUAAUCCGAUAAGAGUUCUACCUGAUUAUGGCCUCAACGGUCUCUCACAUAUACAACGGCUGUCCUUCACCCGUACAAAACUUCAGCAUAUCACAGAUCGCACAUUCGCCGGUCAUUCUGUACCACAUUUACGUUCCCUGAAUUUGGCUUUCGGCCAUAUUGACUAUAUUUCCACUGCAGCAUUCAACGGGAUGGACAGUUUGGAGCAGCUAGCACUUAACAACAAUAAGCUAACAAGUAUUCAAACACUAACAUUUUCGUCGCUCCGUAAUCUACGCCAGCUCAGUUUGGCAGGAAAUACAAUCAACAUGACAACAGAACGCUCGAUGAAUGAUAUACCAACGUUAGAGAUUUUAUCGUUGGCUCGGAACCGUCUGCAACAACUAAGCAAAGCAACAUUUGUAAAUUUAAAUAAUCUGGAGCAACUCGAUUUAAGCUAUAAUCAACUUCGAACAUUUGACUUUACAUUCUUGGCCCAAAGUCUGGUGAAUGUCAAACACCUUGACCUAUCACAUAAUCGUAUCAUUACGAUUAACUUACAUCCAGCAAAACGAACUUUGAUGCACCUGAAUCUAGCGCAUAAUCAAUUACAAUCGAUCGGAAAAAAUAUGCUAUAUGAUUUUGGUCAGCUAAAAGUUCUCAAAAUAAAUCAUAAUGAGUUGAUUGAAAUACAAAGCAAUGCAUUCGCAAUGUGUACAUGGCUCACCGAACUCGAUUUAUCAUAUAAUCAUCUCAGAAUACUACACAAAGGUCUCUUUACAAAGCAGAAUAUUUAUGACAGUCUUGUAUUGCGAAAUAAUGCCAUCAUCAGCUUGGAUAUGGAUACAUUUGGAGCCAAUAAUGUCCGCAAGCUUGACCUCGCUUAUAAUGAACUUAAGAAAAUACCCCAACACGCACUCAGUUCCAUCCAAAACAGCCUCACUAACCUCAAUCUAAGAGGAAAUCGAAUCCGAUCGAUAACCAUAGACGAUUUCGAUGGUAUGGAGAAUCUAGAGGAAUUAAUUUUGGCUGACAACCAUAUCGAAAUAAUUGAGGAAGCAGCAUUUUCAAAGAUACAAAAGCUGAUAAAACUGGAUGUUAGUCAUAAUCCCAUUACGUCAUGGAAUCCACAUGCACUUCGAGACUUGAGUAACACUAUCGAAACACUUGAUCUAGCAAAUACAGGUUUAUUUUCAUUACCAAAAAUUGAUAACCACGGACUUCGAGUUCUGAACAUCAGCAACAAUAAAAUUCACGAAGUGAACGUGGCACAACUGAUUAACAACAGAAAAUUGACAACAUUCGAUAUCUCUUAUAAUAAUUUUAAAGAACUUGAUCCGAACAUGUUUGCGGAACUUGUUGAAUUGAAACAUCUGAAUAUUACUGGGAAUCCAGUCAUCAGAGUCACGGAUGAACACCUUCGAAAUCUAUAUAAUCUUGAAACGCUCAGAUUAUGCGAUAUGGAAAAGCUACUUCGUCUACCGGAACCAUAUUCGUUUCGCAAUUUACGUCAUCUUCGCAGUCUUUAUAUUUACAACUUUCCUGGUGUACAGGCUUACAACAUAUCAGAUAUUCUCAAGUAUCUACCUCCAUUACGCACUCUGGCAAUAGAAAUCAGGGAAACACACUUGACAACGCAACUGAACAGUGCUGAUCUUAGAUUAUUAAGAAAAAUUGUAAUCACCGGGAAACAGUUAUUUAAAAUCGAUACGGGUGCAUUUGCGCAGUUACGUGGUUAUAAAGUAGACUUAACGGUACGUAAUACCGAAAUCGAAGUAUUUCCAUCAUCAGUAUUCAACACCCUAACUGCCAUUAGUUUUCUGUCUCUUUCACUACAGAACAAUCAUUUACAAACCUUCGGACCAUUUCCACAUACCAAACCACCAGUGCUCAAUCAACACGGCACUAUAUUGUAUAAUCUACAACUAACGGGUAACCCAAUUACAUGCGACUGUAGGCUAAAUUGGAUCGGUGAGUGGAUUGAAUAUUAUCAAAGUGUUAACGCAGCCUACGAACAACCUCUCGAUGACACCUACUGCGCUGACCAGGCUGGUGGUGGUACAACGCUUCAUAAUGCCUACACGUCAACAAAUCAUAUAGUGUGCACAGCGAACAAUGUCAUCAGCAGUUGUAAUUCAAUUCGUACUUUCUCUAAUCUUUUACUUCCACUUUUGUUGACAAUUUUGGAUUAUAUUAUUUAUCGAAAAUUUUAA
This is a messenger RNA of Acanthocheilonema viteae, 3819 nucleotides long. NCBI's taxonomy places the organism in Eukaryota, Metazoa, Nematoda, Chromadorea, Rhabditida, Onchocercidae. The record is from the annotation of a GenBank genome assembly.